This is a messenger RNA of Striga hermonthica, 1239 nucleotides long. The record is from the annotation of a GenBank genome assembly. NCBI's taxonomy places the organism in Eukaryota, Viridiplantae, Streptophyta, Magnoliopsida, Lamiales, Orobanchaceae.
AUGAGUUGGGCAUUAGUGUGGUCGGCUGGGAGACCCUCUUUGAGGUCACUGCUUGGCACGUCUGGCGAGGAAGAAAUGAGAAAAUUUUCACUGGUAAAGAGUUGGCCAUCUCACAGAAAAUCCAGGAAGCACGAGCUGUGGCUCUUGGCUUUCGAGAGCGGACCCGGUGGAUUCUCCUCCUCCGCAAACCCUAGCUUCUUCGAUCGGUGUUUCUCGUCCGCCGCCGCUUCGGAUUCCAAUCUUAUUCGCGCCACCCUUUUUCCCGGGGACGGAAUCGGUCCUGAGAUCGCGGCAUCCGUCAAACAGGUAUUUAAAGUUGCAGAUGUGCCGAUUGAAUGGGAAGAACAUUUUGUGGGGUCCGAAAUAGAUCCUUGUACCCAGAGUUUCUUGACACGGGAAAGUCUGGCAUCUGUGAGGCGAAACAAAGUCGGCCUAAAAGGGCCUAUGGCCACACCAAUCGGGAAAGGUCACCGCUCUCUUAACCUUACCUUGAGGAAAGAGCUCAAUCUGUAUGCCAAUGUUAGACCUUGUUACAGCCUACCUGGGUACAAGACAAAAUACGAUGGUGUUGAUCUCAUUACUAUUCGUGAAAAUACCGAAGGAGAAUACAGUGGUCUUGAACAUCAGGUGGUCAGGGGUGUUGUCGAGAGUCUCAAGAUCAUUACACGCUCGGCGAGUCUAAGAGUUGCAGAGUAUGCUUUUCACUAUGCUAAGACCCACGGACGAGAAAGAGUAUCUGCUAUUCACAAAGCAAAUAUCAUGCAGAAAACUGACGGUCUUUUCCUUAAGUGUUGUCGUGAGGUUGCAGAACGUUACCCGGAGAUAAACUAUGAAGAGGUUGUGAUUGACAACUGUUGUAUGAUGCUUGUGAAGAAUCCAUCACUUUUUGACGUGCUUGUGAUGCCGAACCUUUAUGGUGACAUAAUCAGUGACCUAUGUGCUGGUUUGAUUGGAGGCUUGGGCUUAACUCCCAGCUGCAAUAUUGGUGAGGGAGGUAUCGCCCUUGCCGAGGCAGUACAUGGUUCCGCACCUGAUAUCGCUGGAAAGAAUUUGGCAAACCCAACGGCUUUGCUCCUGAGUGCCGUGUCCAUGUUGCGCCAUCUGAAUCUUCACGAGAAAGCAGAUAGAAUCCAAGACGCUGUACUGAAAACGAUUGCAGAAGGUAAGUACCGAACGGGCGAUCUUGGCGGGAAAUCAACGACUACCGACUUCACCAAGGCCAUCUGCGAUCAUCUUUAA